CUGACUUUCAAUCACAAAUCAUUUUUACUGCCAAAAUUAUCUUAUUGCUUUUAAAUAAUAGAAAUUCUGGGAACUAAAUGCAACCGAUUUCUCUAAUCAUGAUAUGUCCCUGAAUUGGAAAGAUGCCAUAUUGAAAAAUUUCCAGCUCAAAUUGAUGAAUCAACAAACUCCGAGUGGGUACGCCGCUGAAACUAUUCAUGAGAUAAUUCCUGGCUUAUUUCUAGCAGGAUACAAAGAAGCAGCCGAUAGUGAUCUCAUGACCAAAAAGGGAGUAACCCAUAUUGUCUCACUGACUGAAUGCCCAACAAAAUUAUAUUCGAAUCGAGAAUCUCUAAUAAUACCUUGCAAAGAUAUAUUGAGUCAACAUAUGUUAGACUUCAUUCCUAGAGUCAAUGAUUAUGUACAUACGUCAAGGUUUAAAGGAGGAAAAGUCUUGGUGCAUUGUAUGUGCGGUGUAUCAAGAGGCCCCACCAUGGUAAUAGCUUAUUUAAUGUCUGCCACCAACUUAACCUCUCAAGAGGCUUAUAAUUCUGUGAUAUCCCUUAGAACAUUUAUAUGUCCAAAUCCUAGUUUUCGGCAGCAAUUAGUAGAAUACGAAAUAUCAGGUGCUCUUCAACAAGAGCGAAUCCGAUUAAGAUCAAGAUACCCGGUUAACGACAAUACACGUAAUGACGAAAUAAUUUGCAGAGAACGUAUUUUAAAAUGUCUCAAGGAUCCAUCAAGUCCAUUUUUCAGUAAGUUUCCGGAUUUUUAUUUUGAUCCCCGAUCACAAUAUCCAAAUAAACCUGCUCAAAUGGGUAAUAUGAUACAGCAGCAACAGUUCAACCCCGCAUCUCAAAAUUAUAACAGAAAUCUAGAUGCUGCUGCUAAUGAACAAAAUCAGCAAUAUAAAACACUCCCUAGGAAAGCCGGGGGUAUGCCCUAUGAUAACAUGGAUAAUAAUGUAGUAAUGCUCUCACCAAAUAAUUCGGAUGGUCGAAUAUUUUGCAAUAUAAGUAAUCCAAGAGUGCCAAACACGAAAAAUCAAGUUUUGAGUCCAGAAAAAUCAAAAGAUGUAAUCCGAAAUAUGAAAUUUUCGAACAAUGGUGAAUAAGAAUAAAAUU
Molecule: messenger RNA, 1103 nt
Organism: Gordionus sp. m RMFG-2023
Lineage: Eukaryota; Metazoa; Nematomorpha; Gordioida; Chordodea; Parachordodidae
Product: dual specificity protein phosphatase 22-B-like
Exons: 7
Coding region: 104-1093 (329 amino acids)
Biological process (GO): signal transduction; protein dephosphorylation
Cellular component (GO): cytosol
Molecular function (GO): protein tyrosine/serine/threonine phosphatase activity; protein tyrosine phosphatase activity
Source: RefSeq, a predicted model, not a curated record